Betta splendens (Siamese fighting fish) is the source of this 1589-nucleotide messenger RNA. RefSeq names its product testis-expressed protein 26-like. The coding region runs from base 320 to 1381 and encodes 353 amino acids. The transcript is spliced from 7 exons. Gene Ontology annotation, cellular component: cytoplasm. Lineage: Eukaryota; Metazoa; Chordata; Actinopteri; Anabantiformes; Osphronemidae. The record is from RefSeq and is a predicted model, not a curated record.
GUGAGUCUCCUUUCAAUUUUAAUAACACGCAUCCAAACACUUAGCUUGGUGACAGUGUGGCGCAACUGGAAAUCACCAGUGUGUGAUGUUAUCUGGCGGCCUCCCUCUUUACACACAGGUCACACACCGGUGCUGGAACGUUACGCGCAUACAUUAGCAUUAGCUCCCAUCGCCUUUGAUUGUUCGCUAGCCGUUAGCCAUCAUGGCUCUCGCUUUGUGUCCUGUAGCGUUUAGCCGUUAGCCGUGCUAGCGAUUUUAAAAACGCUGGGGCGCUCAUUUCAGGAGAUUACUAUUAAAAUGGCUGAUUACGCUGCAGACAAUGCCCGCGGACUGUUUCCCUCCGUUGUCCUACAAACCGGGCUUAUGUUUAACUACAGGGAUUAACCGGAUUAUUGCGUUUGACAUUUUUAAUGAAAGUGACGAUGAGAGUGGAGAAAGCUGCUCCGCCUGCAUCUCCACACCCGGACUCCUCGGCACCUGUCAUCGUUGUUUUGCAGCGGACAAACAGUGGUGGGAUCCGUAUGAAACGUCUCAUAAACGACAGUUCAUCUACCGGCCAAACGCAGCCACAGACAUUGCCCUGGUCCCAAUGUCGACGUCGCUUAUAGGCUCCCGUUCGCAGCUGGGACCUUUCGGCUCAACUCUGUACAAUAAGGACUUUUGCUGGAAGUCAGCAUGUAAACCUGAGUCCAUUUGCACAGGAUCAGCCUCAGGACACAGGAGAAACAACCCGCAUCCGCGUCAGUCCUUUAUGAUGUGGAGGCUGCCUAGAGAUGCCAGACAAAGCCUUGAGUAUGUCGGGUUCCCCUGUAAUUGUGCCCCAUCUGAAGCGGAGGUCUGUAGGGCCGUGGCAGCACAGUACCACUCCAUCUACAGAGGGGACUUCGCGGGGAUGCCUCAAGGAUAUGAUCACCAUAAUGGUGCAGAAAGAAGAGGAUCUGCAGCACAGUACGGCAGCCGUCACGCCAGGAUUUCUACUGACACAGAGAUGAGAGACAAUUACCGCGAGCCGAAGCGAAACCCUGAACUGCUGAGUGAUCGCGUUAAGGCGAGAGGCAACAGAGAUCCUCCUGUUACCUGUCUGGGCAUAGUUCCAACUGUCGUACAAAGGCGCAUCCGCACUCAGCAGACAAGAUCAGACUUGACAACCUAUGAGAGGUUUUGUGGAAAGACAGUCACGGAUGUCGCACCUGUGGUGAAGUCUCUUCUGCCCCCGGAGCUUCAGCAGUUGUGCAGGAUUCCACCUGAGAAGGACAAAGAAGCUGUGAUACGUGUUUUGAGUCAAGAUUCUUCUCCAGCUGAUGCGGAACAAGAAAAUAAACUUCCUGCGCUAAAUCCCAGUUCACCUGAGCGGAUGUCUCGCUGGACAGGGCCUCUGUGAAGCUGUCUACUAAUUUGUCCUUGUGUGUAUAUAUAUAACACAUUAUAGCACACUGUGAGUCAUUUAGCAACUUGUGUGUGGUGAUAAUUACCUAAUUAAGGAUAUUUGUUGGCCUUUGUGUCCCCUCAUAUUCUGCUGUGUGACAAUGUGAAACCUGUUCACACCUCGACAAAGGACAGAAUAAAACAUGUGGCACAGAUGAACAGAU